UUUAUUUUUGAAGGUGGUUUGAAGUUUGAACCUGAACGCUUGUCGUUUUUUUUUACUUUCUUAUAUCGGUUGUUUACGAUUAUGAAAUUAAAAUUGAUAAACCGGUACCUUUUGAAAUAAUUAUCACCAGUGUAUGAAAAUGGAAGCUAACUCCAGAAUACAGGUUGCUGUCCUAAAGGUACAUAGCAAGGAGUUUCCUUUAUAUAAAGGCCUGAAUGUGAUAGGUAGAAAUAAGGCGGCCACAGUGAAUAUUGUUAACUUGAAUGUGAGCCAGAACCAUGCAGUUAUUAUUGAGGUGGAUGAAAUCCAACACUACAUUAGUGACAUGAACUCUUCUAAUGGGACACUUCUACAUGGAACAAAGUUGAAGCCUCUUCAGUUAUAUGAAUUAAAUGAUUAUUCAAAUAUAGCUAUUGGAAACGUACAUGCUAAAUAUUGCAAACUUCCACAGCCCAUUGUGGUAUCAAACUCAAGCAUGCAAAUUCUGAACAAUACACAGAUGAGCCAGUCGAUGUAUGCUUGUAAUACUCAGUUGAUGAUUGAUGAAACAGUGUCUGAUAGUAAUACACAGAGUGAGAGGCAGCCACACAGCUUACGUUUGGUGCCACCUCCACCUAAGUUUGCCCAUGAACAUACUCAUAUAAAAAGGACUGAGAGCCAGCUUUUAGAUAUCCAUGAUGUAGCAACACAGGUUGUCACAUAUCCUGAGAGGAGAUCGCCUUUGCCUCCUGUAGUAGAACAGUGCGCAGAUCUUGACAUACAUGAUGAAGCGACUCAAGUAGUUGCUCUACCAGACAUUAUCGAAAGAAAUGACAAAGACGAUAUAAUUGAGAAUAAAGAACAGCAAAAUCAAAAUAAUGCAGAUCAUCCUACAUCAGAAGGAGAUUCAGAAGCUACUGAUAUUGGCAGUCAAGGUUCAGUACAGCAACCAAUAGUCGUUCAGCGUGUUUUUCACAAUCGACAUUCUUACCAUUACAGUCAAGAGCCCUCAACAUCAACAGCAAAUAGACAAGUUGAUGAUUCAUUUCAGGGUGUGAGUCAUAAGUCGGAUAGCAAUGUUGUGGUUGAGGAAAGUUUUGAUGCCAUCAGCAGGGUGUCAGAUGACUUGCUUGCAGAUGCUAUUGAGUUUCCGACUGACGAGCUUGAGACAACCAUUCAGGAGGGUGAUAUUCCCGAAGCCAUAGAAAAACCUUUAAGUAGGCAGAAAUUGGCAUUUGACAGUCCACAGCCAGAAGAAACUAACAAUAAAGUAUCUCGAUCUUCUAGAAAGUUAGAAUCUGAUGGAACCAAUGAAAUUGAAAAUGAUUCACAAUCUACGGAGGAUAUAGUAGUAUUUAAAAAGAAACCUUUAAGAAAGCUAGAGUCAACUCAGGAGUCUGAUUCAGACACUGAUAUUGAAUGCAGUCCAGUUAUUGGAGACACGCAGGCUAUCAAACCAGUUUCAAUAUCAAAAAAAGCAGUCAUUGAUUCUGACAGUGAUACUGAUAUUGAAAAUAAAGAGAAUAUCAAAAAUUGUAGUAAUACGAAUAAUAUUAAAGAUAAACCUUGUGGAUCUGAUUCAGAUACAGACAUUGAGGAUAAAGAAACUGUUACAGCUAAAGAAGACAACCAGAAGAAAACCACAGCAGAUUCAAGUGAGGAUCUAAAAGAAAAUGAGAAAAAUCAUCAUGCAAUUAAAGGAAACAAAAGCAGCAUUACACCUGACUCUACCAUACCUAAAUCUACCGACAAAGAAAAAGAAACUAGUUCUACAGUGAAUCAUACAACUAGUGCCACUAAUGUAGACUUGGUGAAACAACAAUCUGCUCAAUCUGAUUCUGACACAGAUGUUGAAGAUUGUAAUCAGAAGGAUGUCGCAAGGAAGUCAGCAGAGGAUUCUAUAAGGAUAUCAGACAAAUUACAAAACAGAAAUGCCAGUCUCAAUGAUUCUGAUUGUAUACCAGCUACUCAAGACGCAUUUGCAUUGGCUUUUAAUUAUGACCAGAAGAAUGAUAAAGUGAAUACAGAUUGCUCGGAAGAAAGUUUCAAACUGGGGUUGACAGAAUUGAUGGAAGGUAGUCAAAAUUCUCAACCUUCAAGGAAAUCUAACGGAAAAAAUUCUGAAGAACUGUCGAAGAAAGAUGACAUUCUUGAAGGCUUGAGAAAAUCUGAUCAAACAAGUGCUGAAGAAUUGUCGAAAGAGGACAGUAGCCCAGCUAAGAAAGUUGGCAAACUUGAAGAUGAGCAGAAAACUGAACAGAUGAAUAUAGAAGAGAAUGCUGAACCUGGUCCUCAGAAGCCUGACGAUGAAGCUCAAGAAGAUGAGGUCUAUCUAAUGCCCACUCAAAAAUUAGACAUUCCAAAUACUUCCGCAGAAGACAAACAGUUUAAAAUACCUUCACAAAAAUUUACUUUCAAGAAGAAAACAUUGCAAUUAGAACAGUCUAUUACAACAAUGUUUUCGACUCAAACUGAUGAUAUGUACAUGAUGCCUACUCAGAAAUUGAAUGAAGACGGCACCGCAAAUGGUGACGAUGAUGAUGAAGAUGAUGUGUUCUUUGCAGCUACUCAGGUUGUUGAUAAAUGUGAAACAAAAAAGAAAGACGAUGAUAAUGAUGACAUAUACAUUGCAGCCACGCAGAUUGUUGAAAAUCGCGAAACAAAAAAUAAAGACAAUGAUGUUAAUGACGACGUAUAUAUUGCAGCUACUCAAGUUGUUGAAAAACAUGAAACCAAAGAGGCAGGCGAUGAUAAUGUAUAUAUUUUACCCACUCAAAGGUUGACUGAACACGAAAACAAUGAAAUUGUAAAUAAUAUAUUGGCAGAGAAUCGUUCAGAAACCAGAAAAAGUAUAGUCGAAAACGUUGGAAGAACUGGUGAUGUAGACGCAUACGAUGUUCCUACACAAGUACUUGAGACUGAUGCAAAACAUUCCAAGGAAAGUAAAUUGAAAGAUAAUGAUUUGUAUGAUGCACCUACCCAAGUAUUACAAAAACCUGACGAUUCGUCAAAGGAACUUGGAGAAAUUGAAAGGAAAGAUUCUAAAAAUUCUAUAACGCUGAGUCAAUUUGAAAAUUUUGCACAGAGUACAGCAGAUAGUUUGAAGCAAAACAAUGUGAUUCUUGAAGAGACCAGACCAGAGACAUUGAGUCAAAUUGAAACUUCCAUUAAACAACCUUUGAAUGCUGGUGACGAAGCGGAAGGGAAACCAGCAUUCAAAAAUGAAAAUUCUGCCUCGAAAACUAAAUCCACGAGAAGACUCCAUUCUAGGGAAUCGUUAGACAAAACUAAUUACCUUAGUUUGCCCAGAGAAAGUAUAGAUCAAGAGGCUGCUAUGUCAAGUGCCGAAAUGAUACGGAAAGAUAUUAUAAAAACUAUGGAAAGCAUAGCUACGAAAGAACGUAGUACCUCGAGUAGAAGCGGUAGACGAAAAAAAUCUCCGGCUCCUGAAAUGAAAGAGAAAACUGUCAGUGCUAGAACAGCGGCAAGGAUGAAUAAAAAAGAAAAAAGUCACUUGAAUGAAGUAACUGAAAGGAAAGACGAGAUAAAAGAUGAAGGCAUUGAACCAAAAAGCAACGGGAUCACAGAGGAAAGUAAAACAUUGUCCAAAAAAACUUGCGAAGGUGAAUCUACUAGAAACAAAAAGUUAAAAGCUAUCGAGGAUGAAACUAAAAGCACCGAUUCAGUGAUAAAUGCAACUAAUAGAAGAAAAAUAAAAUCAUCUUGUGAUUCGGAAACAACUUCUGGUGACAGAGAGACAAAAACAUCGAAUAUCAGAUCUACUAGAAGAAGAAAUUCUGAAGCUAGGGAAGAAUCGACACUGUCUGGUAGAACAAAAGAAAGAGGUGCAAGAUUAGUUUCGCGAGAAUCUGACAUAGAAAAACAAGCAACGGAAAGUGCUUCUUCUAGACCUAGAAGGGAUGAACCGGUUGCGGAUGAUGAUGAAAAAAGCAAGGCAAAACCAGUGGCUUCGACUAGGAGUAGAAGAGGGGAUUCUCAGGAACCAAAUACCAAGGAAAAAUCAGCAGAGUCUAAUAGAAGUGCAAGAUCACGUUCUCGAGAACCUAGCACAGUUGAAACAACAACUGAAAAAGCCUCUUCUAGACCUAAAAAGGGUAAAUCAAUUGCUAACGAUGUUGAAAAAGUUGGGAGAAAUAUGGAAGCUUCUACUAGAAGCAGGAGGGGAGAUUCUUGUGAACCAAGGGAUGAAUCGGUAGAAUCUACUAAAAGAAAAGGAAGACCGAGAAAGGAUAAGUCAGUAGCUGAUGAUAAAAAUAUGGAUACAACAGCAGUAGCUUCUAAAAGAAUUACUAGGAAAAACUCCAGCGAUAUUGAACAAGCAAAAUCGAGCCGUAAGCGGAGAGGUUCAUCGAGUGACUCGAUUGAAGAAACUGUCGUUGAAAAAAAUGCACGUUCUACCAGAAAGCGGGAUAAAAUUGUUAGUGAUUUGGAAACGAUUUCGGAAAAUGAUAAUAAUAAUGUGAAAAGUAAGCCAUCAGAAGAUGCCGUUGUUCCGUCAGUGUCUGGAAAAAAGAAGCAGAACGAUGAUGGUGAUGAUGAAGUCAGAGAUUUUGAAAUUUCAAAACCGACAAAAGCAAGGAACACGAAGAGACCCGCAGAUGUGGCAUCUACAUCUAGCUCACCAUGUUCAGCCAAGAAAAGUAAAAUGGAUAUGGAUCAUUCAUUAUCAACACCGGAGAAAAACAGAAGGAGACAGAAACCCAAAGUCGUCUUUACAAUGUUGGACAGUCCACAAUUGGAGUCGUUUGUCAAACAUUUGGGAGGAAGUAUCGUGGACAAAGUCGACGCGUCUAAUGUUUUGGUGACUGAACAUGUCAAAAGGUCCAUGAAGCUUUUAAGCGCUGUUGGACUUGCAAAACCGAUUUGUUCUAUAGAAUGGAUCAAGGCUUCAAAGAAAGCUCACGAAUUCCUUGAUCCAUGGGAUUAUAUACUCGUAGAUAAAGAUGCCGAAUCAAAGUGGAAAUUUUCGUUGAAGGAAUCGCUAGAAAGAGCUUCUAAGAAAAAAUUAUUCGAAAACUAUGUUUUCCAGAUUAUGACUACAAAUGCGGCCGAUGUUUUGAAAGGUGCAAUCCAGUGCUGUGGCGGAAAGUGUGUAUCGAAAAAACCUCCUGGUGACGGCACGAACUUCGUAGUGGUCGCAUCUCCUGAUCAGAGGAACCGAUUUAAGAAGAUUUACGAGCAGGCUCCAAAAGCGCUUGUCAUAGAGCCAGAGGCAAUAUUUGAUGGAGUUUUAAGACAGGAGGUCCGAUUCUCGAGGCAUUUACUGACUUAGGUUUGCUGCAAUGACUCAUGGGGAGUGAUUAUUUUUACGCAAUGGACUAGAUUAUGAAAAUAUAAAGUAGAAGCGAAGGAAUUUUGUAAUAUAUUUGUAUACUUAUUUUUGAAAGCCACGCUAUUUAUAAUUUUGUAUAUUUGUACAGUAUUAUAAGAGAAAAGCUUUGAAACGUGUUGUAAUUUUAUUUCUUUGAUCUUAUUGUAGGGCGAACGUUUCUGAAAAUAGC
Acanthoscelides obtectus is the source of this 5501-nucleotide messenger RNA. NCBI's taxonomy places the organism in Eukaryota, Metazoa, Arthropoda, Insecta, Coleoptera, Chrysomelidae. The record is from the annotation of a GenBank genome assembly.